UCUAAAACUUAUAACUAACUAGCCUUUAUUAUAUAUGACCCCACUCCUGUGUCGCCCCCCGUCGUCUUUCUCGCAGAUGGUGUGUAAGUUUGCCCCUCCGUGUUGUUGCAAUAACCUCACGGUACCAGAUUUCUCACCCUCACGCUGGGGCGCACUGUUUAUACAACUGGAGCAGUCUUUACACCAAAAUGUCCUCAGCAGUCUCUAUCCCCAUCAUUUGGCAAACAGCACUAAACCCCCUCUUGAAACAACCUCAGAUCAUUUGGCAUCGGCACUAUCGUCCAGCCCCGCCCCUGCAGCUCCAGCCCAGCUCUAUAUAAACCCCGAGGCCGACUCCCCUUCAUUCAUUCACUUCCCUCCGGAGGAUAACGACUCAUCCUAGGCGUCCAUAGCGCGGAGAUCUUCCAAAAAAGUACUAUUUGGGACUAACGCCCUGCAAAAAAGAGAAAUGAAUUCUGUGUUUGUUACCGCUCCUCUUUCCAAUACAAUGAACACCGACAUCCAGCAGUCCAUCAGCCCAGCUUCCCUGUGGAGACCAUGGCUCGUGACCAGAAAGGAUGCACAAACUGAAUGCGGGAGAACCAAGCUCGCUUGUCCUUACUCCAGGCCAGAAGUACCCGGUAACACUACAACAGAUGGCAAAAUGCAGUCUUUCCAGCACCCCGUCAGGCUGUAUUGGCCCAGAUCAAAGUCAUACGACUACCUCUUCAGUGAUGGCGAGACCCUGCUCAGAAAUUUCCCAGUGCAGGCCACCAUAAACUUCUACGAUGAGUCAGACAGCGAGGAAGAGGAGGACAGCUGUGAUGAAGACGACGUCAGCGACGCUGAGGAGUGUCUAAAACUUAACAGUCACUUCACCAGUUACAACUGAAUGUUCAACCUAAUCCAACUCUGCAGCUGUGACUUUACGCUGAGGAAAAGUUCAUAAAUUUAACAUCAUCACUGGAUAAUGCCCCAUUGUACUCUAUUAGAGAAGCCGUGCCAUCAAUAAUUCAGUGCAUGGACUUGGUGUUUCUUAUGAGCAUCUAGAGCACAACCAGAGUGACUUUACUGAUUGUUUUAUGCAGGAAACUUUAAUUACAUGAAUACAGAUUCAGAUAUGUCUUGCAUAAAAGUAAUUCCUGUUAAAAACAGUGAAAAUGCAGUCCCACAUUGGGAAAUCUCAGGUUUCUUACAUUCUUUUGUAUAUAAAAUUCUAUUUGUAUUCUAUUACCCAUCCCUAACUUAUGAUUUAUGUGCAUUUUAUGUAUAUAUGUGUAUUUAUGGCAUAUUUUUUGUACUUUUAAUUUGAAGUAAAAUCUAUAUUUAAAUGAGUGCAAA
Messenger RNA from Carassius carassius (crucian carp), 1320 nucleotides. Its product is annotated as protein ripply1-like. The record is from RefSeq and is a predicted model, not a curated record. The transcript has 4 exons. Gene Ontology annotation, biological process: embryonic pattern specification; negative regulation of transcription by RNA polymerase II. Gene Ontology annotation, cellular component: nucleus. NCBI's taxonomy places the organism in Eukaryota, Metazoa, Chordata, Actinopteri, Cypriniformes, Cyprinidae. Bases 449 to 871 code for a protein of 140 amino acids.